Zootoca vivipara (common lizard) is the source of this 9465-nucleotide messenger RNA. It is a transcript of the gene EVI5L, whose product is annotated as ecotropic viral integration site 5 like. The record is from RefSeq and is a predicted model, not a curated record. Gene Ontology annotation, molecular function: small GTPase binding; GTPase activator activity. Gene Ontology annotation, biological process: regulation of GTPase activity. NCBI's taxonomy places the organism in Eukaryota, Metazoa, Chordata, Lepidosauria, Squamata, Lacertidae.
GUCCAUCCCUGGAUCUGGGCUGCCGCGGGAGGAGGAGGAGGCGGGAGGCGGCUGUGGCGACCGCUCCGCUGGCUCCUCCCUCGCCGCCGCCGCCGCCGCCCGCAGCAGCUCCUCCAUGGCCCCUGCGGCUCCCGGCGUGGUUGCCUCUACGCUGCUGCAUGUCCUGCUGCUAGACGGGGAGGCGGCGGCCGUCGAGGCCGGGCCUGGAGGCUCAGGACCCCCGCCUCCCUGAGCAGGAGGAGAAGGAGCCGCAAUGGCCCUGGCAAUGCCGGCCCCGCAGGUGAUACUUUGACCUUCCUGAAACUGUUUCUGAAUACUUUUUGAAUGGACAUCCCCGCUACUCUCAAACUGCCUGAGAUGGCAAGUCCGGCGAUCAGCCCAGACUCUUCUUCCCAUGAAGGACUCUCCUCCGUCAACUCCAUGCCUGCAUGCUCCCCCACGUCUGAUUCCGAGAAUCUGAGCCCAGAUGAGUUGGAGCUAUUGGCAAAGCUUGAAGAACAAAACAGGCUUCUGGAAGCAGAUUCCAAAUCCUUGCGCUCCAUGAAUGGCUCGCGAAGGAAUAGUGGGUCCUCUUUGGUCUCGAGCUCUUCUGCCUCAUCCAACUUGAGCCAUCUUGAGGAGGAUACCUGGAUCUUGUGGGGGAGGAUUGUAAAUGAAUGGGAAGAAUGGCGGAAAAAGAAGGAAAAACUGCUCAAGGAGCUCAUAAGGAAAGGAAUUCCCCACCACUUCCGAGCCAUUGUUUGGCAACUUCUGUGCAGUGCCACUGACAUGCCAGUGAAGAAUCAGUAUUCAGAGUUGUUAAAAAUGUCUUCUCCUUGUGAAAAGCUGAUCAGGAGGGAUAUUGCCCGGACAUACCCAGAGCACGAGUUCUUUAAGGGACAGGACAGUCUGGGCCAAGAGGUCCUCUUCAAUGUUAUGAAGGCUUACUCUCUAGUAGACCGUGAGGUUGGGUACUGCCAAGGCAGUGCGUUCAUCGUUGGACUGCUCUUGAUGCAGAUGCCUGAAGAAGAGGCAUUCUGUGUGUUUGUACGUCUGAUGCAAGAGUACAGAUUACGGGAGCUGUUUAAACCCACUAUGGCUGAGCUAGGGCUCUGCAUCUACCAGUUUGAGUACAUGCUGCAGGAGCAGUUGCCUGAACUGAAUAUCCACUUCCGUUCUCAAAGCUUCCUUACCUCUAUGUAUGCAUCAUCCUGGUUUCUUACCCUCUUCCUUACCACCUUUCCUCUGCCUGUGGCCACUCGAGUGUUUGACAUCUUCAUGUACGAGGGAUUGGAAAUAGUCUUCCGUGUGGGGAUGGCUCUUCUGCAAUUCAACCAGGCUGAACUGAUGCAACUGGACAUGGAGGGGAUGUCACAGUAUUUCCAGAAGGUGAUUCCUCAUCAGUUUGAAAACUGCCCUGAUAAGCUGAUCUUUAAGGCUUACCAGGUCAAAUACAACCCGAAGAAAAUGAAGCGACUAGAGAAGGAAUACACUGCAAUCAAAAACAGAGAGAUGGAAGAGCAGAUUGAAAUCAAGAGGCUCCGUUCUGAGAACCGUCUUCUGAAACAGCGAAUUGAGACCCUGGAGAAGGAGAGUGCUGCUUUAGCAGAUAGAUUGAUCCAGGGCCAAGUUACACGUGCACAGGAGGCUGAAGAGAACUACAUCAUCAAACGAGAACUGGCAGUGGUUAAGCAACAGUGCAGUUCAGCAACCGAGAAUUUGCAGAAGGCUCAAAGCACUAUUCGGCAAUUGCAGGAACAGCAGGGAAAUCCCCGCUACUCUGAGGAGUUCGUGAGUCACCUGGAAACAGAGCUGGAACAGUCACGUUUGCAGGAGUCCGAGACCCUGAGUGCGCUUAAAGAGAUGCAGGACAAAGUGCUGGACAUGGAGAAGAAGAAUAGCUUGCUUCCAGAUGAAAACAAUGUGGCUCGCCUUCAGGAAGAGCUGAAGGCUAUGAAAGUGCGGGAGUCUGAGGCUACGAAAUCCUUUCGGGAACUGCAGCAGCAGGUGAAGGAGCUCAACGACAAUUGGCAGGCCCACCUGAGCCGGACAGGUGGGCGAUGGAAGGAAUCUCCUCGCAAGAACACGAUGAAUGACCUCCAAGAUGAAUUGAUGAGCCUCCGUCUGCGUGAGACGCAGGCACAAGCUGAAGUCCGCGAACUGCGUCAGAGGGUGGUGGAACUUGAAACCCAGGAUCAGAUCCACAGCAACCAUUUAAACCGGAUGGAGCAGGAGUGUGCUGGACUGCACGAAAAGGUCCAAUACCUUACGGCCCAGAACAAGGGGCUGCAGACCCAGCUGAGUGAGACCAAGCGCAAGCAUGCUGAAUCCGAGUGCAAGAGCAAAGAAGAGGUGAUGGCUGUGCGCCUGCGAGAAGCCGACAGCAUGGCUGCAGUGGCGGAGAUGCGGCAGCGGAUUGCUGAGCUGGAGAUCCAGAGGGAAGAAGGGAUGAUUCAGGGCCAGCUCAACAACUCGGACUCCUCCCAGUACAUCCGUGAACUCAAGGACCAGAUUGAUGAGCUCAAGGCAGAGCUGCCUAUUUCUGUGCAGGGCCUCCAGCUGGAGAACAGACAUAAGCGACUGGGGCUUACAAAACUGCUGAUUUCCUCAGGAGAUGAUAGAGAUCAGAAGUCAGCUUUUAAGAUUCGGCUGAUGAAGGGACAGAAGCCUUUUGAGGACUCCAUGGGCUUUGACGGCAUCCACAUUGUGAGUCACCUGGCGGUGGACGACGACUCGCUGCACUCUUCCGACGAGGAGCUGCUGACCAGUCCCAUGGUGGUAGGUGCCCUGCAGGAUGUCUUGUAUCCGCUGUCGCCCCACAACACGCACUUUCUACGGGGGGCUGAGAGCUCCGGCAAGGAGAGCGACGGCACCACGGAUAGCGAUGCAGACGACCCCGCCUCUGCCACCGAGCCCAAUGGCGAGAUCAUCUUCGAAGAAGCCCUGAGCAAAUGAGGAAGAGGUGCUGCCGUCGCAUGUCUGCCUGGAAGGCACCAGGUCCCUCUGGCCACGCUGUACUGAGGGUGAGGAGGUCAUAGACAGAUCACGCAAGACGGAGCGGAGAGCCCCCUUACCCAGUGAAAACUGUGCCACCGAGAUGGCAUGGGGGACAGACAGUCCUACAGCUGGCCUGCAUUACAUGGGCCACCUCCGUUGAUCAUUGUCUGCACUGCCUUUUUUUCCCAGCUCUGUUGUCACUGGUAGUUCAAAUCCAUGUAUUGACCUCAUUCACAUCCCCCACCCACCCACUGUUUCCACACCUUUUUUUUUUUAAAAAAAAAAAACUUCCUCCUUACACACAAAGGUUUGCACACUUGAGAACUUUGAAGGGACAGCAGAAGCAACCAGGUCGCUGGUUCUAUAAAAUGCAGUCCAGUAGUAAUUAACCUCUGUCUCCUUGCUGUGCUUGGAGAGAUGAGAGGGGUCUGUCUUCCUUUUAUUUAUAUGUGAUCCCCUACCCUGCUGUUCUGCAGAGAGGUAUGGUUGGAUGCCUCCACACUCGUUUGUUGUUUUCAGCCCAGGAAAGGACAGGGAAGGUGGAUAGAGAGAGAGAGCUUCUGAAGAGGUGGCUUGGAUCUAGAGAGAGAGAGAUUUUAUUUUUGUUUCUGUGUAUAUUAUUUAUUUAUACUGUGUAAUGCCAAUCCGUCUCCCUUAGAGGAGGCUUGGCAUAAAGCUUUAAGUUCAAUUACCUUGAGGGCUUUUAAGGAGCAGCCAGAACUGCUUUUGUAGCUAAAGGUAUGACAUCUUUUCUAUUUAAUUGUGGUAAGGGAAGGGUUCCCCUUGGUAACGUCUGUGUCUCACUUUGCCUGAAGUUCUGUUCUGCUGCAGCCAUUACAGGGCAUACUUUUCAUUAAGGUGCUGCCUUAAUCCAUAUGGUCAGUGGCAAUUCCUCCGGAAUUCCCUGCCUGGAAUUGUGUGAGCUGAUGCAGUAUUCUUUCUCAAUUCCACCUUUAUGGCUAUCUUUUCAAACACUGGUUCUUGCAAAGUUCCUACCAAUGUCUGGCUUGCUUCAGGGGGGUGGCAGUCCAUCCAAGCACCCAGACCCUAGGUUUUUUUUUUUAAGGAAAGAAGGGUCCAUUAUUGGACUUUUAGUCUGUGCACGAUUUACAAGGCCAGUGCAAGUGGCUGAGUUUUUAGGCAUCUGAGAGAAUUGCCUGAAGAGUAUUUUCUUCUUGGCAAACAAAGAGAUGAGAAACCUGGGCUGUUUGGACAUCAAGUUCUGCCCUUUUUAUUACAGUAUUAUUCUUUUUUAUUUUAGUGAAAUUGCACAGACUCUUGCAGUGGAACUACAUAUGAAGCAAACAUGAGGCUCCAAGCUAUUGGGUUGGGGAUGGGAGGGUUGCAAGGGAGAUCAAGUGGGAGGUGUGUGCUUAACCCUUUGUGCCCCUUCUACUCUUGCCUCUGCACGUAUGUGAAUCUUCAGACAUGCUUGUAUAAUAUGUAGCUCUGCUCCACAGAAGCAGACCUCUGUUUGCGGUAGUGGGGGAGAAACAUUGAUUUCUCAACAAGAACACUUGCCAUGGCCAAUGCUGACAUAGCCACACCAGCUAGAGGUAACCCGUGGAGCAAUAUUUCGGGAAGCGGCAUGGUGCUGAUUUGGUCCAGCCAAAAAUCACUCUGUAUUUGCUAUUCAUGGUCCUUCUCUUUGUUUUCAACACGGGGAGGAAGCCUGAUAAUUGGAUCCUUCCCCUCUUAACAAUAGAGCCCAGGAUUAAAAUCGGCAAGGCCUCUCUCGUGUCACAUUUUCUUUCCACUGGUGAUGGAGAGAUCUCAAGGACGUGCUGGUGUGUGAAAUGUAUUUUGUCUUGCAAGGUGUCUGAAUAAAGGCAUUGUUGCAAAUGAAGGUGGAGACCAGCUGGUGUUAGGAGGUGAAGAGGGGUUCCACAGAAGGUCGGUGAAGGAGGCGGUGAAGGAUGCCGAAUUCUGAAGGUGUAGGAUUUCCACCCUGCUGAGGAGGUAGGCAGCUUCAUUAAGCAACACCCCUGGUUAUAAAGAAUGUUCCCUGGACAGUACCAGAUAGUUCCUAAACUGUGGAAUGCUUCUGCUUUAAGGGAAGGAGAAGCAUUUGUUGUCAUGGGCAUACUUUUCAUCUGUUUCCUUAUACCAAGCUUGUUACAAAUUUAUGCUCCAUUUGAUUUUGUCUAAUUUCUAAAACCUGCAACAAUAAAUCUAAUGAAGGUUCUGUAUGAGAUGCAUGGACCUCUCUUUCCGAAGGAGGUCUCCAUCAUAGCUGUCAAGUUUUCCCUUUUCUCUUGAGGAAGCCUAUUCAGCAUAAGGGAAUUUCCCUUUAAAAAAGGGAGAACUUGACAGCUAUGGUCUCCAUGACUUUUCACUUGGCAUGGAUUUGCAAUAUAUUUGGUCCAUCGUUGAAGGAGUUCCUUUGGUUUUCUCUCCAAAUUUUAUUCUGCAUGCCUCUUAGCUGCAGGCAAGCCCUGUUGGUCAUUUUACCUCCCCAAACCUGGAUUCCUCUAGUGAGGUUAAGCCAGCAUUUACACUGCAGAAGCAGGAGGAUAAACCUGCACCCACUUGGCCCAGCCUGUCACGUGGGUGGCCCUGAAGUAUUAUGUAUGUACUUAUAUGAAUAUGCCUGGGGGAAAGGCUCCAGUUUGGUAUAACCUUGCAUAUUUUAAUAGAUGUAUUCUAUAUAUACAUGCUGCACCAUAUUGCCAAAUCUCUGUGAUUUUCUGUACCAUUUUUCAGUCCCCCCCCCAAAAAAAAAUCCAGCAGCAUAGUAUGUGGUGCAAACAAGAGUUCAGCCCAAACUGUUGCUUUGAUCUCCUUGUGUCAGUCUGAUUUCAUAUUUUUUUUUUUGCUAGCAGUGGGCACAUGUUUGCAGUUUUGGAUGGCUUGUGAAACUGUUUGCCAGUUUGUGCAUCUUAAUUCCUAGCAAUUGUUGUUGAUACUUGUUUGUGUAGUGCUACCCGAAUGCUCGCUGCCUCCAAGGCUACAUGUUAGGAAGAUCAUUAAUCGCUGCUGUUUCUAAAUCUGGAGUAAAACCCCAUUGGCUUUAGUGUUUCAGAUAUACAUUGGAGUAAAUGGGAGAAUAUUUUUGUUAGAAUCGAAUCCAAGCUGCUUCUUUGGCCUGUUUUUGUCAGCGUUUGGAAUUUGUUUUGCAUAUGAAAUUCACUUGAAUGUGCAGGCCUUACUUUUUAAGUUUGUUCUAGCAUGACUGUCCCUGGAGUGACAUUGGUAAUACUACAUUAAUUAUUCACUUUUCUGUCACCCCUGUUGCAGUGGUUUCGAGACUAUGGCUGUAGAACAGGGCAAUAUGUUUUAGCGAAAGUUGCUACAUAGUUGAUAACUCCCGACUGCUGCUUUACCUGCAAAACACACAAGAGUUUAAGAGGAAAUACUGUAUGCGUUUCCCCUUCCAUACUGUAAAAGAAACCACAGUGUUGCUCAAAAUAAGUGGUUUCUCCCAGAGUUGUCUGAUCUCUCAGACUAGAUCCAUGCAAGAACAGGAGAGUAAGGGACGAGCACUCCAGCAAGGAAUAUUUAUUUAUAUCCUCUUGAUGCUUAGAGCGAGCAACAUAAAACCGUAUGAUGAAACAAUUAUUUUGAAUAACAUGCGGUAAAGUUCUAAAAACAGUAGUUUAUUCCUAAUGAAAGCCUAACUUGACUCCUUGGAACCAUGGAAGAAUGGCAAGCAUUAAGGGCAAGGGCAAUUCUAACUUUGCUAUGAUUUGUGACUGAGCACAAGGGACUCUACUGCUUCAAGAUGAUGCAGCCUGUUCCUCCCCACUGAGUUUGGCUAAUUGCUAGAUGAGGAUAAUCCCCAGUGAGCUGAAUAACAUUAGGUCAUGUAGCUGAUAAAAAAAACCCUAACCUUGUUGCUUAUAUUGAAGUGAUUUACUUCUCAUGCACAUCUACUUAAGGUCAUUAAAAACAAUCCCUUUAAAUCAAGGUAACAAAAAAAGUACUGUAUUGAUCUCAAAGGGAUUUUCCUAUUUCUUGUGGUAAUCAUUGGCUUAAAAGGUAAUGGUGUGUUUUGGGGGCUCCUGUGAUGGAUACUUGCAUGUUGGAAGUGCUGGUCUUCUGCACAAUAUCCACACAUGGACUACAAAGCAAGCUUCUGCCUUGGCAUAGAGGAUAGAAGAAGAUUUGAAGCUCACCAGUCUGGCUGCCCAAAAACCCUCUCAGGCAGCGUUGUGUUUUCUGCUCCAAGAGGCAUAGAAAGGCCAUGCUAAGCCACCUGUCUCCCCCCUUCUCUCUUUGCCACCCUCACAAUCUUGCUUUGACUUUUGUAUUACAUUUUUAUAACACUAAAUAUUGUGAAUGGAUUUUAAAGGAUGAUGGGGGGGUGCACAUGUGCAUACCUAUUUCUACCCUAAAAUAAGUUUGCACAGACCUUUUCUCUUCCCUUGAGCUACACCUGUGACUCUAACAGCAGCAGGUUAUCAGGAAUCUGGCCUUCUGUGUUUGAUCGCUUACAGAUUCCUAUACUACGUACCAGCAAACGGUGGUGCCACCAUUGCAGAAAAACCAAUAUCCUAGAGCAGGUGGCUAUGUCUUAGUCCAGUCUGUUCUCCAGGGACGAAUAGGCUGGAGAUGUGUGUGAUCUUUACUAACUAUUGACAAGGUUCAAUUUGCACUUUAAUAGUAGCUCUUUCCCUUCAUCAUCAAGGGAAAACAAUGUGGUGCUGUGUUUAGACUGGGGUUGGGAGUGCUGCUUCUGUUCUCCCACCUCUGACACUUGACUUCUAGUUAUUCUCUACCUUGAAUGCACCCAUCCCCUUCUACAGCAGCAGGAGAGGCUGAGUGUGCUUUUGUGAAUAAAUCAUGUGGCCCUUUGUUAAUUAUACUAAACAGAACUUGGUUUCCCAGACUAGGUCCCAGUGUACAAGCUACAAAGACAGCAUCCUGCUGGAGACAAAGCAGAACUAGAGGAUUGAAAGAUAGAAUGUGUGCUCCCCAGAUUCUAGUUUGUUAUUCUUUCUAGGAGCAGAGCUAAAUUACCGUAAGAGUUUCAGCACUGCCAUCCACUUAAUUGUAAAUUUUCUGUCCUGAAGAAAGUGGCAACUGGCUCUGCCUGGUUAUGUUUGGAACAUGGAUGGACCAAGUUAGUGCUUGUGGGUCCCACUUGGUUAGCACCUGUGAAAUUGCCAACACGCAUUGUCCCCUGAAAUGGUUUGCUGUGUUGCUCUUCAAUGUUUUAUAUUUUUUUCCACGUGGUGGAAAAAUUGUAUGCAUAAAACACACAUGUGCCAUUAAAAAAAAAAAAGUAAUGAGAGAGUCUGACCCUAGGGCAAGAGUGAGAGUAAGACACAUUUCUCUGCUGCAACAUUAAAGCUGCUGCUAUGUAUGUGUAAUGUAAGCUGCAGAGCUGGAGUCCACAGAUCUAUUGCCAGUGCUCUUAGAACAGGCAUGGCGAAACUUGGCCCUCCAGCUGUUUUGGGACUACAAUUCCCAUCAUCCCUGACCACUGGUCCUGUUUGCUAUGGAUGAUGGGAGGGAGUUGAGUCCAGAAACAGCUGGAGGGCCAAGUUUGGCCAUGCCUGCCUUAGAAUUAAUGUUACAUCAAUCUGCAACAACUAUUUAACCCACACACGCAUUCAUGAUCUCUGUGGGAGCUGGUAAUACAACCUCACUUAGGACCUGGCCUAUUGCACUGACUCGACACACAUGCCCACACACAAACCAUGGUGAUGAUGUUAUGAUGGAAGGGUGCUUUUAGUGGUACCGGAAUUAAGCUUGACCAGAGUGACUUUGCAUCAGACAUUUGCUAUGAGGAGGAGCAAUGCACCCAGACAGGUUAGUAGUACUUAAAAGAAAGGAACAGUGAACUAAGAAGGUAGCACAGCUGAGGAGUUUUAUUUGAGCACUACACUCUUUUUCAGCAUUGAAAAGUAUUAGCUUUUCACAAACACCACCAUGUUAGAGGUUGGUUACUAUCUUAGGGUUUUCUGUAGUGAGUCUGAUGCUGCUGCUUCUACCCGUACAUCACCACUGUUUCAAAGCAAGACUUCUGCUGGGUGCGUAAAAAAAAAUGUAAAAUAUUGUUGCUGUUUGUGCGGUAGUUUCUGAAGUUCACCUUAAAAUCCAGGAUUGCUCCAAUCCAGUGGGAGCAGUUGCCCAGCUGAUAUAAAGCAGCACUGGAGGUGCUUGCCACACCUUUAGUUAAAAAUCCAGCUCCAAUUUUAUACCAUCCUGUGGAACAGUAUGAAAUGACUAUGGGGUUGUAAGCCCCUGUAUUCUGCACGGCUCCAGUACUAGCCCACAGCUGCAUCUAUCCAAAGGGAAUGUGCACCUUGCAGUGUUAGGGCUUUCCAGGUUGGAAGGGAUCUUUCUCUCCUCAUAGCCCCCAACUGUUCAAGUCAUGCGUUUAGUGUAACUAUGUACCAGUGUCCCUUCUCUGCUCCUCAGAAUAUAAACUGCCAUUCUUUUCUGCCCAUACCCAUUUUAAAACAAAUACUGCUGUACAAAAUAAUAUCUGUACUUUCAAAACAACAACAACAAUGAAAUAAACUAUUUACACUGUCUUAAUAA